Messenger RNA from Stylophora pistillata, 1763 nucleotides. RefSeq lists its product as uncharacterized. NCBI's taxonomy places the organism in Eukaryota, Metazoa, Cnidaria, Anthozoa, Scleractinia, Pocilloporidae. The record is from RefSeq and is a predicted model, not a curated record.
CCGUCGGUCGUGGUUGAGUGAUAACCUUGAUAUACCGAGAAAUAUUCUAUGACAAAGUCCUCUAAUAACUUCAAAAAGAGGGAUUUUACCACUCUUCAUCAGAGGUGUGGAGAUAAACAUGGCUAAAUCAAGAAUAUCCUGGCUGCAAAUUCUUUGUGUAAUUUUGGUUGUUGUUCUCCUUCUAGAAGCAGUUGAGAGCAGGCCAUCCAAGAAAAGCAAGAAAAAGCCUCGCGUGAAGCAAUGCGGAAACGAGGGUCAUCUUUGCCAAUCAGGUUCAAGGAAGCUUUGCUGCAACGCUGGUUUCACUUGUCACGUACCUACUUCCUCACCCAAUAAGACGAAAAAACUCAAGAGAAGAAAAAAGUUGGGAAUUUGCAAACCAGUUAAACCGCAAGAGAAAGAAAUUGACGAAUCCCAAAAGAAACCAUAAUUUUGGUUUCCAAAGUCGACAAAGGAAAACAAUAGUCUUCUUCGGGUGAAAAUAAGGAAAACUCAAGGCCAUCUCGUGGACUUUAGACAGGAUACCUAAAUAAACAUAAGAUUGCCAAACCAGACCAUUACGUGGCUAACGGCGAAGAAUAGCCAGCACCAUUGACCUACAUUCCGACCUCAACUAGACGGUUCUUUCUAACUUAUUAAGGCGGUGGUAUUGGCGUUAUUUAUGUUUGAAGAUUUAUUUAUAUACUUCGACAAGAAAAAUUACAACGGUAACAUUAAAGAUCGUAAACCAUUAUGUAUUUUGUAACACUAAAAUUUUUCUAUUUAAUUGUAUUUGAUGACUUUUAUUAUACAAUUGACUUCAAGAUUGAGGCAAUUUAGUAAAACAAAGGAAAUACGCGAAAAAGAAGAGAACCAAGGCUAUGGAAUUUUUUGUAAGACAUCAUCCCUGGUCCACGCACACAGAAGUGUUUUUUUGUUUUUCAACCGUCCCAAUUCAUUUUGCUAAUCAUCUGCAAAUGGAAUGUUAUUUCAUGCUUAAUGGAUGGCUAGAUAGGAAGAGUAUUUUAUCGAAUUGAUGAAUAGUUUUAGUCUAUAAACAAAUAACAUGUGAGCUUUGGUGUUACUGAGACGUCAUGUUCCACACCCUCGCCAUACACGUGCAUUGACUGGGAUGGCUCAAAAGAUAAAAUUCCUGAUUCCUGAGCUGUGAUUGGAUGAUGCUGAUUAGUUAGAUUGUUACCGCUUAUGAUGUCCGCUGCGCAAAUGAUUGAAGGCAGCAUGAAACGAAAUUGCAGGACCCCAGAGCUCGUAUGUUUACGCCAAAAAACAAACAAAUAAACAAACAAAAGAGAAACUUCUUCGACCUAAUCGCCACUCGUUUGCAAAACGAGUUUACCUUCAUUAAGAGAUUUUUCUAUUGUAGAAAUUUUUCCCUCGGUUUUAGCGUGAUUCGUUAGAUUUCGCUCCAAAGAAAGGUUUCAGUAAAUUGAAGUAGAGUGGUGCAUCCUGUAUGUGGCCCUCUUUAUAUAAUUGGCCUUGCUAUCUGAUUCUCAGCCACGGAUUUUAAAACACUUCUGUUGAAUGUCAAGAUAGAAAAAACCACAAGGGUUCAUUGUUGCUUUGUACCUGUCGUAGUAUGGAAACAAAAUUAUAAAGAAAGUAAUACUUUGGGUAACCAAACGGCCGUGGCUUAAGAAACCUUUAGGGCGACUUCCCUGUGCAUGCCUCGCGUCCUAUCAUCUCAUUUCUUUAUAUCUGGUCUAUUUUUAAUGAUAACCGUCUAUGUGGGAUUGAUGAAUCGUCUGUUGAAACUAUUUUUGUUU